GAUUUUAAAGGUGCCAUCUAAUGCAAAAAUAUCAGUGAAAAUCCUCGUUUUCUUUCAGCAACAGGUGGAGCCUGCUACGCCGACUUCUCCAAACUGAACUGCCGGCGAAGCAGACGGACAAGACAGGACUGGGACCAGCAGUUGGUGGCACAGAUCCUGAACGCAGACUUGGGAGGGACCGAGCCAGGAGAAGGAUUUGAGCGCUUCGUUCGGCUGAAUCGUUUUACCAACCGGUUACACGCUCCAGAGCUCCAAGAAAGAUGAAUCAUUUCAUCCUGCUGUCGCUUUUUGCCUCGGUUAUCACCGGAAAGUCACCUCGGCUGAAAUUUGUUGUGCACGAGCCCUCCAGGUUUCACUUCAACAAACCUGAGAAUUACAUCAGCAUGUAUCAUCAGGAAGGGACCGACAGGCUGUAUGUGGGUGGCCAGGCAAUGAUCUAUGUGCUGACAUUCACUGACAGAGGAGUUCAUGAUCUGCAGAUCCCAGCAGCAUCUGAUCAGACUGCAAUUGAUACCUGCAAGGCAAAGGCUGCACCACUUGAGCUGGAGUGUGAUAACUUCAUCACAGUCAUUCAGAAAGUAAACGACACGUUCAUAGUAUGUGGGACAAAUGCUGGAAGCCCCAGGUGCUGGAUGCUGGCUAAUGACACUGUGCUGACCGAUGUGCAGGGCAAGCAGAUAGCAGCAGCCUCUGACAUCUCACCACCCUACCCUUCCCAGAGGUCCAUUACCCUGCCUGCAGAUGGGAAUCUGUAUUCUGCCAUGUCGUCAGCGGGAAGUCACUCUGGCUCGAUCCGGCGUACCUUUGGCUACCAGAAACUCCUGAAGACAGAAAACAUUUGGCUGCUGAAUCCACAGUUUGCUGGUGCAGCUAUAAUCCCAUCUUCGCACAAGUUUAAGGAGGAGAUCUACUUCUUCUUCAGUGAGAUCAACAAGACAGCCAGGGUGGACGAGGAGCCAUACAGGGCCCGCAUCGGCCGAAUCUGCACGGUGGAUGAAGGGGGCAUUAAAGCCCUGCUUCCAGAAUCAUGGACCACUUUCAUGAAGGCCCGGGUGAUGUGUGGUGCAGGCAACACUCAGCAGCAGUACAAUAAUAUGAAGCAGGCGGUGGUGCUGACAGCGCAGGACAAGAGGACCGGGGUCAUGUACGGCUUGUUCUCCAAUGCUUGGGGCAGGACAGUGAUCUGUGCAUACUCCAUUGAAGAUAUUGACCAGGCUUUCUCUACAUCUAAACUGAAAGGCUACAGCAGUCAGUUUACUGGCAGUCGCCCUGGAAUGUGUGUCCGCAAAAACUCGACAGCAGGAGCUCACAAUGAUGUCAAAAACCUGGGGGUGAUCAGAUACUAUCCAGAAAUUGAGGACGUGAUCCGGCCAGUCGGUGUGGCACCACUUGACCUCCCCACAGAUGACCAGAUCACACACACUGUGGCCGACAUCGUCCUGGCGGUCAACGAUGAGCACUACAGUGUCCUGUACCUUGGCACAGAACAAGGCAAAGUUCUGAAAGUUCUUCACACCAGUGAGGAGGUCUUCAUCAUAUCUCAGUACUCUUUGUUUCACAAUGAGGGUCCCGUUCUAAACAUGGCUAUUGACUCUCAAAAGGGACACCUUUAUGUUGGUACAGCGAUGGAGGUCCAGCGACUGCCACUGGCUGACUGUGGUCGCUAUGGCAACACAUGUAGAGAGUGCAUUCUUUCCCGGGAUCCAUACUGUGGCUGGGACAGGGCCCGGAGGAAAUGCAUCACCAUCCCACCGGGAUACAACGUCACAUCUAAGGAACUCAUUCAGAAUCUGGACCAUUCCAACUCUUCUGUUUGCGGGGAAGCUGCUGCUCUGAAGCAGCGUCGAACUUCCCCCAAAGAAGUGGUGCUGCCUUCCAAUACAACCAUCUUUCUCCCCUGCCCUGUGCGCUCCUUCCAUGCCACCUACCGCUGGGAGAAAGAUAACUGCAUUAAGAACUAUCCCUGCCUCUUCUCCGGGGAUUUCUGUGUCUUGGGGCCGAUUGUUGAUACGCCCCUCAAGGAAGGCGUCUUCCGCUGCAUGGCCACUGAGGAUGGAUUCAAGGUGGAGGUUAUCUCCUUCAGGGUGGUGAAUGAUGGCAGGCUCCUAGCCGCCUCCUUGGCCUCCACCUUAGGGCUGUCACUCCUGCUCGCUAUAGCUACCCUGUGGCUCCAUUAACUGCAGCUAACACAAAUGCUAAUCCCUCAUCCUUACUGGCUCCCAAUGACAGGAACGACAAGGGGCCACUGAAGGUUAGGUUCGCAGAGCACUGAAGUACAUGGUUGGGCUUUAUGGUGCCAAUUCACCAUUUUCCAUAUCCAUUUUUAGAGAGAGUCCAGAAAAUGUCUUGUACUGUAUUUUUAGCAUAAAUCAACAUAUUUGCAGCUGUAGUGAUUUUAACAGGAUCACAACUGAAAAAUGCAUACAGUAUUUUAUUUAUACUAAACUGGCUAGGACUGACUAAACUGACUACUUUUUAUGAAUUGACAUGUCUUGCGAUGUAAAUGUGAUUCAACCGUAAUUAGGUGCUUUGUGAACCUUUCCUCUGCAACUCAAAAAGCUAAACAUAUCCUAUGAGUUGGGCAAAAAACACCAAUACCAGGCCAAUUCUUUUUACCAUUACUCUAAUUAUUUUGAAACUUACUUGAUUGUGCUAAUUUGUGAAUAUGUACACCUUUAAAACAGCUCUUAACAUCUUGUCAUUCAUCUUGUUAAACUUUAUCGGUAUAGAUCCUUAGUACUUGGAAAAUGUCUGGUAUUGAGAUUUAAAAAGCCUUAACACUUCUGGGACAUAAACUCCUAAGCACAAUUUUGCAGUUGAGGCAGAAUACUGCAGACUUGGUUGGACUUGGCGCUAUAAUUAGUGCAGCUGAGUCUAGCAACAUCGCUGGGAGGAAGUGUCAGCUUUUUGACAGGAAGUAGGCGGAUGGGCACGAGCUCAUUCUCAAACAUCACUGUGUCUCAGCACCUCCUCUUCAGACGAGGCAGUUUCUUGCAUCUUUUAUCAGAUGGUAUCAGACUUCGUCAUUACGCCUUGUUCACAGCUUUGUCCGUUGUUUUGAUUUUUACAUGCCUUCGUCUUUCCUCCUCCCCAGAACAUCAGAGGAAAACAUUCCCUCCUACAGGAUGUGAAAAACAUAACAUUGCCCACAAUUUCUUUGGAUAAAAGUUACUUCAUGUUAGCAGUAGGCAGCAAAUCGCCUUCAGAAUCUUUCAGCAAAAAAACCUAUUAAAUAAUUUAAUUUCAUUUCCAUCAAACUACAUGCAACUCAUUCAUGUCCUGGAUAUUUCCUGUUAGCUCAUUUAUUGUGGAAAGAUGGCGGUUGCAUGUUAUGUCAAACAGCAGUGAUCUUUUUGCUAAUUUGGAGUAUGUUGGCGGCAUGUUAUUAGCAUAAAAAUCCCAGGCGUUACCCAGUUAUCAGUUUUUGGGAAACAGUAUGGACAGCAACAAAGAAGAACCAAUCUGCUGCAAAUGACAUCCAAGCUCUUUCAACCUGACAAUGUGUAAAGAUGUGAACAAGGUGUUGCGCUAUAGAAAUUUGAAUAACCACAUGCUCACCUAAUAUAAGGGUAAAUGAAGUUAAAUAGAACCAUACAGCAGAGGUGCACUUCAUAGCUUACCAGGAGACAAAUAAGGCUUUGACUUAGGUCUGUGAAGAAUAUAUGUAUAUUAUUGCUCUGCAGAUGCUGUUUUCAACCAUUGCUGCCUAAGUAUGUGACAAUUUGUCUUGAUGGUUUGGGAUUUUAUGCCAUGGAUAGGGUGUGAUGUGUAACCACUGACUGCUUUGCCUCUUUCCCCAAGGACAUCGACACAAAUAGACAAGUAAAGGUUUAUUUUUUCACAUCUUUUUGCUGUGAAACAACAAGCCUGGCAGAUUCCACUAUGUAAAGCAGCAACUACAACCAACAGUGAGAGAGAACUUUAGGAUUGAAUUUCCUGCUACAAACAUACCUGCAGCAUCUUCAUCUAAUCUCUCCCCCGAUCACACUAAAUGAUUAAAAAUAUACAGUAGCUGAAAGCUAAAUGAAAAAGAGUUGUAGUUCAACAGCAUGGAAAUGCCAAAAAUUAUGCCAAGCCACAUGAAUACUGAUCAACUGACUGAAGAAUUAGACUUGUGCAGUGAUGAAAUAUGCAGCAGAUUGGCUUGUUCUCUAGAGAUGUGUGCAUUAUUAUUCAGUAAUGUACAUAAAUCUGUCCAAGCAGAAAUGUCAUUAAUAGCUAAUAAGGCGGUGAAGCCAGCUAGUCAUUCAUGGUAUUAAAUAAUUUUAUUUUACACCAUCAGGGAUAUGAGCAGUGGGCAUGUUCUCAGCUGCGAAAAUUCUGAGGCAGUGUCGUGCUUCUCUUUCAGCUUGGUUGUGUGUUGCUGCUCGGGGAUCUGUUGGCUCUCUACAUUGCACUGACACGGCCUACUCGCUGUGCCAAAAAAAAGAAAAAAAAGCGGAAAAACCAAGCUAUGUUGAGCCACCUCGUCUGCCCGUCGCUUAUUGCUUCCUUGUACAUUCACUUGCAAAAUCCUUCACUCUCCCUCUCAUGAUUGUUUCAUACCAGAUGACCCUGAGCCUGUGUGCAACACAGGUCUUUCCCACAACCACAAUCACAAAAACCUACUGCAGGUCUAACGUAAUGUAUAUUAGUCAUCUUUGUAUAUGUGUGUCACCACAAGGGCGAGAACUUAACACCAGCCACCAGCAGAGUGGUAAAGAAUGAGUAGAGGCUUUUGGCAGAAAACUAACGUGAUAUACACAGAUGUGCUCCAAGGCAUUUUCCUGUAUAACUUCCUUUAUACUGUAUACUUUAUACUAUAACCACUAACUACUAUAUGUGUGGAUGUGAUUUCACACCAGGCUGCUAAGAGAGGCCUAUGCUAUUCAAGGAUAAUUAGCCAAAAAACUGGUGUUACAAGCUUCUUCACUGUGUCCCAAAUCCACAAUAUAUUGUACUUAAAGCAGCUCUUCAACAGAAAACAACACUACUGCUUUUGUUCAAACACAACUAGCUGUAUGUUUAGCUCUUCCUAACAAGUGACUUCCUACAGUCAUGUAGAUCAUGACUUUACUCUCUAAGUAGCAAAGACACAAUCACAAUGGUACCAGUGGAAAACCUAUGAGAUGGCAGUGGAUGGUUGGUAGGUGGUGUGAGCUUGCGAUAGGAGACCAUGAUUCCUGUCUUGUUUUCUGCCACUAGCACUGGUUUAGUUUAACCACAACUGUGAUUCUUUCCCCUGACCAAGCAACUGUGGUAUCCUGAACCUAUGUUGGAAAGUACGGAUGAACGUCAUUUUGCUUUAUGAGGACUGGUACUACUACCACAACACACUGGCCAGAACUAGUGUUAAUUGUAAUAUCAAGCAAAAGUCCAGCAUUCAAAGGUGCAUUUAGUUUUGGAAACUAAGAAAUUAGGUCCAUCACUGGCCAGACAAGUGUGUGUGUGCUGUCAGCAGCAUUUUGCAUUUCGGAGCCCAACAUUUUUAUCCAAAUCCUCAUCUGUGACUACAGCCUUCAGAUAAGUGAAUAGUACAUGAAACGUAGUGCUGUGAAAAAGCAAACAGUCACCAAAAAAGGAAACUACUGUAUACAGUGGUGCAUUAUGUCAACAGCACUAAGAUUUUUCGCAGCUAGGUACACAAGAAGUUAGUGUAGCUGACCAUUUGUACAAAUAAUACAAUGUGCUAAUAUGUGUUGAAACUAUUGCCAAUGUCAAAUUUGAAAACAUUUUAAGAGAUACUGUAUUAAUGUGGCAGACAUUUGAAGUGAUGUAUAAAUGAAGUACUGUCUAAGCCACAGUAGGUCGAGAAGCCUUUUCAGAGUAAGAGCCACAGUUGCCAAGCAGAAAUAUUUUCACUUAUCUACCACUUAUUUGUCAUCACCAUGGACCAUUUGAUUAUUUUUAUUUUCAAAUUCUCAACAUUUUAUUUUUUAAGCGUAAAUCAUUUUCCUGAACAAACUAAAACUGAAGUGGUAUAGGCUAUACAUUGGAUUUGUGACACAGCGAGGGGUUUUUCUCACCAUGUGUCACAGAGGAUUAAACCCAAUUUGUGAUGUGUCCCCUGUUCAUGAGGAGACACACUGGUCCUAAAGCAGGUGGAAUCAGGCCUCCAAAAUUCAUUUAGUUUCCCAGACAUCAUCCUCCACUCAAUAAGACUUUGCUUCAAUAUCCGCACUUUCCUAUGUAACACACUUGAAAUUACAAUAUUUAGCAUUUACCAACACUUGCUCUCUUUAAACCACAUCCCCACUCUUUUCAAGUCCUUGCUUUGAUAUGGAUAUUCACACAGCUGCUUUAUUGCUCACUCACAUUCAUCACCGUCCGCCAAUCCAGUAAAAGCUAAUCUCCUUCAAAGCAAGCUCUUGAUUUGCCUUCAGGAAACCAUUUUGUUGGCUCACGCUAUCUGCCAUAACAGAACUGACGUCAAGUGGAGCGGGCUGCUGUUUUGUUUGCUCUGGGGUGUUAAGUGUCAAGUACUAUACAUGGUGUGUGCCCACAGUUCUAUGUCUUGAUAUAUCUAAUUUUAAAAGUAACAUGCCAAACUCUAUUAUAAAAAAGAGAUUUAUAUUGGUGCCAGUCUAAUGCCAUCUCAUAACCUGUAUUUUUAAAUCACAAUAUCUUUAGUGCAAUAGAUAUUCAUGUAACAAAUCCAUAUUGACAUGUGUUUCCCUGAACAUGUGCGGUGAAAAUGAAUAAAAUAUAUGUAUAAAAAAAUAA
This is a messenger RNA of Monopterus albus (swamp eel), 6702 nucleotides long. RefSeq names its product semaphorin-7A. Lineage: Eukaryota; Metazoa; Chordata; Actinopteri; Synbranchiformes; Synbranchidae. The transcript is spliced from 15 exons. Gene Ontology annotation, molecular function: semaphorin receptor binding; chemorepellent activity. Gene Ontology annotation, biological process: negative chemotaxis; positive regulation of cell migration; axon guidance. The record is from RefSeq and is a predicted model, not a curated record. The coding region runs from base 261 to 2177 and encodes 638 amino acids. Gene Ontology annotation, cellular component: plasma membrane.